AAGGAAGCAGAAGCAAGGAGGUAGCAGCAGCAGCAGCGUCUUCUCCUUCUUCUCCUCGUCUUCUCCAGCCAGGCGUCUCCUCCCGGGUCCCUUCUCUGCCUUUUGAAUGAGGAAGAGGCGGUAGUAGCCUCGCCGAGAGAGGGAGGCUGACUGACAGGCUCAUGCUGCUGCAGAAGAAGUGUGCACAUUUGGAAUCCAAAAUAAAAGUCAAGAGGCGAAGAUAUAAUGAGAGAAUCUUGUAUACAGCAAGACUGCAUUCUUCAUUUCAAGACAAGACUGCGUGACAUGUCAUACCCGUGAACAGGGUUAUGUAUAAUGAAGAUGGGAACCAAGACUUACAAAAAGUGACCUCUGCCUAUAAGGAGGCAGAUUCUGAAAGGAUGUUACAUCACCACUGCCGGAGGAACCCUGAGCUACAGGAAGAGCUGCAGAUUCAGGCUGCGGUGGCCGCUGGGGAUGUCCAUACUGUCCGCAAGAUGCUAGAGCAGGGCUAUUCCCCAAAUGGUCGAGAUGCCAACGGGUGGACCUUGCUUCACUUCUCGGCAGCAAGAGGGAAAGAAAGAUGUGUUCGUGUGUUCCUUGAACAUGGAGCUGACCCUACGGUGAAAGACUUAAUCGGUGGCUUCACUGCUCUACAUUACGCAGCCAUGCACGGCCGGGCCCGGAUUGCGCGCCUGAUGUUGGAGUCAGACUACCGCGCCGACAUCAUCAAUGCCAAGAGCAAUGAUGGCUGGACUCCCCUCCAUGUGGCCGCUCAUUACGGCCGAGACUCAUUUGUCCGGCUCUUGCUGGAGUUCAAAGCCGAAGUCGACCCUCUCAGCGACAAAGGCACCACGCCGCUUCAGCUGGCCAUCAUCCGCGAAAGGUCCAGCUGUGUCAAAAUCCUCCUGGACCACAAUGCCAACAUUGACAUUCAGAACGGCUUCCUGCUACGCUAUGCUGUGAUCAAAAGCAAUCACUCUUACUGCCGGAUGUUCCUUCAGAGAGGCGCGGAUACAAACUUGGGGCGCUUGGAAGAUGGACAGACACCUUUGCACUUAUCUGCUCUUAGGGAUGAUGUGCUGUGCGCACAGAUGUUAUACUAUUAUGGUGCAGACACUAACACAAGGAACUAUGAAGGACAGACUCCACUGGCGGUUUCAAUAAGCAUUUCGGGAAAUAGCCGGCCUUGUUUGGAUUUCCUACAAGAAGUAACAAGGCAGCCCCGGAACCUGCAAGAUCUAUGCCGAAUCAAAAUCCGCCAGUGUAUAGGCCUUCAAAACCUCAAACUACUUGACGAACUACCGAUUGCCAAGGUCAUGAAAGACUACUUAAAACACAAAUUUGACGACAUCUGACAGUUUCACCAGACAGUUGGACAAAAUACGCAAGAUGGGUUUCUGUUCCAGAUACCUUUCAAAGGCUGGUCACCUUGCACAAUGUAUAUCCUAUGCAAUUUCUGAUUUUUUGUUUUUUGUUUUCCCAAGAAGUCAGAAGGCAGGUAUACAAUUCCUUGAGAGGAGGAGGAGAAGGAGGUGUUUUAUACCAAAUGCUAGAAGAUCUUUUUGUUUUGAAAUUACACGUUCUUGGUCCAGGUUUACACAACUUAAGCUCUUUUAAACAACCCUGCCAUGGUGGGUUUUUUACGUCCCUUUUCUUCCUGGUUUGUUUGCAGGAGCUUUGGUUUGUUUUUAAAGCAUCCAAACUUGCAUCUUUGGAAUGAAGGAAGUAACAUCGCUUGCAAGGAAGCGCUUCCCCUUCCCGGGUAGCAUCCCUAAUACUAUAAGCUAAAGUAACCCUAGACAAACAGAAGGCAGGAGAGUUGAAGGAGCAAGCGGUUAGGCACUGCUCUUGGGUUCCUCUGUUUGUGGGGCAUUUCAGGGAUGCUCCUUUUGGUGGAUUCGGCCUCUAGUACGGUUUCUGUACCGAGGAUCCAUAUAGACAACACCUGUCAGGAUUCCCAACAGUUCACUGAAUGGACACAACUUUCCCCAAUACAGAAUUUUCCUCAGGCUUGUAGCUCGGAUGUCAGCAUUCACUCUCAGCAAGGCAACUCUUUUAAAACAUUGCCACCUUAAUUCUUUUUUUCCUUUUUCUUUCUUGUUUACAAAAGAUACAUGUUGUAUUGUUAGCAUAAUUAUUGUCUUUUGGAAGCCCAUAUGUCUUAUCCCUUCCUUUGAUGCCAGGAUGCUGUUUGCAAUUGAGUUUUUACACUGCUGAGAUGCCUCUGUGGUCUCUCUUUUCCCCCUAUAAAAGCAUUAACAGAAUUUGGAACAGAAUUUCAAAGCCUACACAUCCUGUUUCUCAUAUCGUGCCUCAUGUGCAAUAAUAGUUUUUUUUCCUUCACUUUAUAUUUUCUCUACCACACGUGUGAUUUUUGUCACACAUUCUUACCCCUGGCCUCAAUGUGAUGUUUUGUUACUCUUGGAAUUGCUGCUUUAUUGCUGUUGUUUUUGUUUUCCUCUUCGGAAUAUCAAAAAGAUUGAAUUUGUAUUUCUUGAAGCUCCCUUUUGCCUUCUGUUUUCCUAUGCAAGAGACCAAUUUAUGGUGUAAAGCAGUGGCUCUCAACCUGUGGGUCCCCCUAUGUUUUGGCCUUUGACUCCCAGAAAUCCUAACAGCUGGUAAACUGGCUGGGAUUUCUGGGAGUAAUAGGCAAAAACACCCAGGGACCCACAAGUUGAGAACCACUGGUCUAAAGAGUCUGAAUUGUCCAUUCGCUCCAUGAUAUUGCUCUUCUGUCAUGUUUUCAGCUUGGGAUUGAGCAGAACCUGUGCAAACACAAACUCCUGCAUCGUGGAAAUGGACCAUCUGAAAAAGAUUCACAUCUCAAAAUACUGAGAAAUGUGAAUGGCGUGGACAUUUACCCGCUUUACUUACCGACGGGCAGAUUUGAGCAAAGCUUGAAUGUGAAUGCUGUGUGAAUACUUCACAUUUCUUUGUGUUUUGACACAUGGAGUGGUUGGCCAUAAACAUGACAAAAGUAGCACCCAUGGUGUCUUCUGAUGCAACUUGUCCAAGGUCGCAGCCAAAAGAAAUCAUCACCUGAUCGCACAUCUAACAUUGCAGAAUCCCAAUUCGUACUUGAAAGUAGUGCAUUGCAAAUUGUAACGUUGGCUGUCGUGGGCAUUUUAGAUAGAGAAAGCACCAUCAGUUGAAAGCAUCACCGAGGCUGGUCUCUGGAGGUUGUCCUCCGUAGAUCCAGUCAAGUUGUGUGACAAUGUUGGAGAAUUGUUAUCAUUUGUCAAGCGUAUGUCAGGCCCUCUUUCUUGAAGGAUGUGUCAGGAGGCAAGCAACUGGGGGUCAAUUUUCCUUUUUCAGCAGGUAGGUCAGGAGAAAAGAAACCAUUUUCAUAAGUGUUGUUUCUUUUAGCUGACAAAUAGAUUGCAAACAUCAGCCACAAAUGAAUGACUUCUAUUGAAUCUUGGGUUUGGUUCAAGGAAGCAACAUCAGAAAAUAACAGAUGGCUGGCAUGAAACCCAUAGCAGGCAGGCAUCCAUUAUUCUCCUUUGAGAAUUGGCCAAAGGAAAACACGUCCUUUUGUGAAAAAUAGAAUGGCCAGGUCUUUCCCCCAUUCUGGAGCCACGGGAAAGGCCACACGUUCUUUAUUUAAUAUUCCAGAAGAACGACUAGGGUUUUGCAAGGAUCAAGAGAGGUCCCUAUUCUCUAAAAAGCUAUGUGUUCUGAAAGAUGUUUGAAAAGUCCUCCGAGAGCUUGUUUUUUCAGAUUUUUUAGGUUCUCUAAUAUCUAAAGCAGUGGUUUUCACCCUGUGGGUCCCCAGAUGUUUUGGCCUUCAACCCCCAGAAAUCCUAAAAGCUGGUAAACUGGUGGUGAUUUCUGGGAGUUGUGGGACAAAACACCUGGGGAGGGACCCAUAGGUUGAAAACCACUGGUAUAAAGCCUCCAGACAGGUGGAGGUUCAUGGUCAUGCUGAAGUGCAGUGCGUUGGCACAAUGGAGUUGCAUAUGGCCGCCAUAUUUUUAUUAUUAUUAAAAAGUACACUCUUGGCAACCUAGUUGACUCUACUAGUUCAGGGACCCAUUGUAAAGUGAAUCUUACUCUGUCUUGCUGCUGUGACUUAAAAAGAAUUAUAAAUCUCUUGUUGAUUACAAAAGCGCUAUUUAA
Messenger RNA from Anolis sagrei ordinatus, 4101 nucleotides. It is a transcript of the gene ASB7, whose product is annotated as ankyrin repeat and SOCS box containing 7. Gene Ontology annotation, biological process: intracellular signal transduction. The record is from RefSeq and is a predicted model, not a curated record. NCBI's taxonomy places the organism in Eukaryota, Metazoa, Chordata, Lepidosauria, Squamata, Anolidae. Gene Ontology annotation, molecular function: protein binding.